GGCCAAAAGUUUCCGCCCCUUGGGGGAAGCUAGCUUGCCAUUGGUCAGCCACUGGUCACGUGACUCACCUUUCUUGGGCUGGAAACCGGGGGAGGCAGCAACAAGUUCACCAGAAGGCUGAAGCUGGGUCAGGUGGCAGCCACUGAAGCCUGGGAACCUUAGCAGCCAUGGCCUCCUGCCCAGACUCGGAUAAUAGUUGGGUUCUUGCUGGCUCAGAGAGCCUGCCUGUGGAGACCCUGGGCCCAGAAUCCAGGAGGGACUCAGAAUCUGACAUGGCCCCCCAGGCCCCUCCAAGCCUCUCCAAGGCAGAUGGUGAAGAGUUAGCUGAGACCUUGGAUGGAGAAGAGACCCUCUUCAAGAGUGAAGGCUCCCAGUCUGGGCCCAUUCCCCCAGAGGAGACCGAGGCCAAGGGCACCCUAGAAGGUGAUGGUUGUGAUGUGGAACCCUCUGGCGCAGAAGACACAGUGGCUCAGGGCGACUUACAGGAGACAACCCUCGUGGCAGGCCUGGGACCGGAUACACAGGGCCUGGAGGACCGAAAUCCCCAACAGAGCCUGCCAUCAUCCCCCAAAAUAGCUCAAAUCAGGGAGGAGCUCCACUGCUCCAGCAGUGAGGACGACACCGACAUGGAUGUGGAGGGCCUGCGGAGACGGUGGGGCCGGGGCCCUGGCCCGCCUCAGUCCUCGGCACCCCUGGGUGUGGAGGACCAGGCAGGGAGUGAGGAUGUGGUUAGGGAGCUGGGCAUCUCCCUCAACAUGUGCCUUCUCGGAGCUCUGGUUCUUCUGGGCCUGGGGAUCCUCUUCUUCUCCGGUGGCCUUUCAGAAUCUGAGGGCGGGCCCAUGGAGGAAGUGGAGCUGCAGGUCUUCCCGGAUACUGGGUCAGAUACUGAGUUGCAGGAUGCUGCAGGAGAUGGGCAGGACGGACGAAGGGAGCAGCUGCAGGCCUCAGCGCCCCCUGGGAGUGUCCCCAGCCUGCAGAACAUGGCCCUUCUGUUAGACAAGCUGGCCAAGGAGAACCAGGACAUCAGGCUGCUACAGGCCCAGCUGCAGACCCAGAAGGAACAGCUCCAGAGUCUGAUGCACCAGCCCAAACGGCUGGAGGAGGAGAAUGCCCAGCUCCGGGGGGCCCUGCAGCAGGGCGAGGCCUCCCAGCGGGCCCUGGAGUCAGAGCUGCAGCAGCUGCGGGCCCGGCUCCAGGAGCUGAAGGCUGACUGUAUAGUCUGGAGCCCAGACGGGGUUUGCCUCACCUGGGGCAGAGGACUGCAGGGUGACAAGACCACUGAGGGCCAAGGCCCCAGGGGGCAGUGGCCAGGCUCUGGCUUCCUGGAGCAGAAGGAGCAGCUGGAGGCUGAGGCCCAGGCACUAAGGCAAGAGCUGGAGAGCCAGCGACGGCUUCUAGGGUCUGUGCAGCAGGACCUGGAGCAGAGCUUGCAGGAGGCCGGCCGAGGGGACCCAGCCCAUUCUGGCCUGGCCAAGCUGAGCCAUAGACUGGCCCAGAAGCUAGAGAAGCUAGAGAGCUGGGGCCAGGAUCCUGGGGCCCCUGCCAAUGCUUCCGAGGCCCAGGGUCACGAACGCCUCUUCCGGAGUUCCAAGGAGCGAAGUGGAAGGGAAAAGUGGUGGAAUGGGCGGGGGGACUGGAAGUCUGAGCAUUGGAAGCAUAAGAAGGAGGAAUCUGGCCGGGAAAGGAAGAAGAGCUGGGAGGGUGAGAAGGACCGGGAACAGACAAGGAAGUGGAAGGAGGGCAAGCCAAGGGUAGAAGAGUGGAAGGGCAAGGAUGGCAAGCAACAAGGCCCCAAGGAACCCCCAAGGAAAAGUGGGAGCCCUCACUCUCCUGCAGAAAGGCAGAAGCAUCCUCAGUGGAGGGAAGGGGCUAAAGACAGGCAUGACCACCUGCCAACCUGGGCAGACCUGUUGAGGCACAAGUACCGGGCACCCCAGGGCUGCUCAGGUGUGGACGAGUGUGCGCGGCAAGAGGGCCUGGCCUUCUUCGGCAUGGAGCUAGCCCCAGUGCGGCAACAGGAGCUAGCCUCUCUGCUGAGGACCUACCUGGCACGGCUGCCCUGGGCUGGGCAGCUGGCCAAGGACCUGCCCUUCUCACCUGCUUAUUUUGGUGAGGAUGGCAUCUUCCGCCACGACCGCCUUCGCUUCCGGGAUUUUGUGGAUGCCUUGGAAGACAGCCUGGAGGAGGUGGCUGUGAGGCAGACAGGUGAUGACAGUGAGGUGGAUGACUUUGAGGACUACAUCUUCAGUCACUUUUUUGGAGACAAAGCACUGAAAAAGAGGUCGGGGAAGAAGGACAAGCACUUCCGGGGCCACAAAGUCUUGGGGUCCAGGGAAGAUCACAGCCACCACCACAGCCACCACCACAGAGCCUGAGUCCCUGCUCCAUCAGGGGAAUCACCUUGGCUGGAGUCCUGCCCAAGUUCCUCUUUGUGCAGCCUCUGGGGCUGGGGCUCAGACUGUUAAGCUGGUACCUCCCCUGGCUUGCCUAGUAUCCUUGGUAGGGGAUGGAACAAGUAGAGAAGAGUGAAAUCACCCAUACCUGCCCUGAUGCCACUUCUGUUAGACAAAGGGCUUAGCUGGACCUGCCGUGCUGUGCUGCCUAUGCAAAUGUAUGCAAAUACUCAGGGCCCUAGGUUCGGAUCCUUGGCAGCCUGAAGGUGUGCCAAUGUGAAGUGGGGGGAUGAGAGAAGAGCCCUUUUUUUUUUUUUGAUGGGGGAGGGGUAGGGGAGAGGAGGUGACAUCCUGAUUGUGAAGCCAAAGAGCUUUCAUCCUCUUUUGUGUGCGGUGGCCCCGGAAUUCCCCUUCAGCCCCACACGAUGACCCAGUGCCCUUGGGAUUCAGCUAGAGUUGCUGGCUGCAGGCCUAGCAUGAGGGCUUUCUCUGGGGGGGGGGGUGUUAGAGUUGGAAGCAGCUGUGCCCAGGGUAGUGAAGCCCCCUUUUUGCCCCAGCUUCUCACAUGGCCUAACCUCCUCGGGUGAACUGUAGACUUAGAUCCCAAUAAAGUGCUAUUGGAGCUGGGUGGAGGCUCUGUCACUUGGGGUAGUUUCUGAGCACAGGGGCCCCCCACGCCCACCACUACCCUAGGCACUGAUGAUUGCCCCUUCUUCCAUUUGCCCACUUUCCCCUCAUGCUGCACUCUCAACAAACCCCAGGCCCACUUUUUGCUCACAGCUGUCCUGGAUGUCCCCUGGGAGAUGUAGAAAGAUGACCAGCUAGAGAGUUUUGAAGUCUUGAGUCUUGGGUUCAAAUUCAGACGGUGUGUUCUUGGGCAAAUUAACCUAUGGAAGCCUUAGGUUUCUUAUGCUCAAAAAAAAAGGGGAUUGAAGGGCUGGGGGAGAGAUUAAAUAAACCCAUGUAAGCAAAA
Molecule: messenger RNA, 3366 nt
Organism: Loxodonta africana (African savanna elephant)
Lineage: Eukaryota; Metazoa; Chordata; Mammalia; Proboscidea; Elephantidae
Gene: PBXIP1
Product: PBX homeobox interacting protein 1
Exons: 11
Coding region: 168-2375 (735 amino acids)
Cellular component (GO): membrane
Source: RefSeq, a predicted model, not a curated record